Molecule: messenger RNA, 9268 nt
Organism: Vicugna pacos (alpaca)
Lineage: Eukaryota; Metazoa; Chordata; Mammalia; Artiodactyla; Camelidae
Gene: SESN3
Product: sestrin 3
Biological process (GO): negative regulation of TORC1 signaling; cellular response to leucine starvation; regulation of response to reactive oxygen species
Cellular component (GO): nucleus
Molecular function (GO): L-leucine binding; oxidoreductase activity, acting on peroxide as acceptor
Source: RefSeq, a predicted model, not a curated record
GGCAGCAGCCCGUCGGCCGCCGCCAACUACCUGCUCUGUACCAACUGCCGGAAAGUGCUGCGGAAGGAUAAAAGAAUCAGAGUAUCUCAACCCUUGACAAGAGGACCAAGUGCCUUUAUUCCAGAGAAGGAAGUUGUCCAAGCAAACACGGUGGAUGAACGCACUAACUUUCUUGUGGAAGAAUACUCGACUUCCGGGCGCUUGGACAACAUCACCCAGGUCAUGAGUCUGCACACGCAGUACCUGGAGUCUUUCCUGAGGAGCCAGUUCUACAUGCUGCGCAUGGACGGCCCGCUCCCUCUGCCGCACCGGCACUACAUCGCCAUCAUGGCUGCAGCUAGACAUCAGUGUUCUUACCUAAUAAACAUGCAUGUGGAUGAAUUUUUAAAGACAGGCGGUAUUGCUGAGUGGUUGAAUGGUUUGGAAUAUGUACCACAAAGACUGAAAAAUCUUAAUGAAAUAAACAAGCUGUUAGCACACCGACCCUGGCUGAUCACAAAAGAGCACAUUCAGAAACUUGUCAAAACUGGAGAAAAUAAUUGGUCCCUGCCCGAACUGGUACAUGCUGUGGUCCUGCUGGCACACUAUCAUGCUUUGGCAAGCUUCGUUUUUGGUAGUGGCAUCAAUCCAGAGAGAGAUCCAGAGAUUUCCAAUGGAUUCAGGCUGAUAUCAGUUAACAAUUUCUGCGUGUGUGAUCUCGCUAAUGACAACAACAUAGAGAAUGCAUCCCUUACAGGCGGCAACUUUGGGAUUGUAGAUUCUCUAAGUGAGCUAGAGGCCUUAAUGGAAAGAAUGAAAAGGCUUCAAGAAGAAAGGGAAGAUGAAGAGGCAUCUCAGGAAGAAAUGACCACUCGCUUUGAGAAGGAGAAGAAAGAAAGUCUUUAUGUGGUCCCUGGAGAUACUUUUCAUUCAUUUCCUCAUUCAGAUUGCUCAUUACCAUCCUUAGAUUUUGAGGAUGACAUGAUUGUAACUUCUGAUGUCUCCCGCUAUAUUGAGGACCCCGGUUUUGGGUAUGAAGACUUUGCCAGACGAGGGGAGGAGCAUUUGCCAACGUUCCGAGCUCAGGACUACACCUGGGAAAAUCAUGGGUUCUCCCUGGUGAACAGACUUUAUUCUGACAUUGGGCAUCUCCUUGAUGAAAAGUUCCGCAUGGUCUACAAUCUCACCUAUAACACUAUGGCCACCCACGAGGCUGUGGACACAACCAUGCUGCGCAGAGCUUUAUUUAACUACGUUCACUGUAUGUUUGGAAUCAGGUAUGAUGACUAUGAUUAUGGAGAAGUUAAUCAAUUACUUGAACGAAGCCUGAAGGUUUACAUUAAGACGGUGACCUGCUAUCCGGAGAGGACGACCAAGCGCAUGUAUGACAGUUACUGGCGUCAGUUCAAACACUCAGAAAAGGUUCACGUGAAUUUACUUCUGAUGGAAGCGCGGAUGCAAGCCGAACUCCUCUACGCGCUUCGUGCCAUCACCCGGCAUUUGACCUGAAGCGUCACCCAGGGAACACGUCACAUGUGUGUAAAGACCUUUUCCCAUAGGAUAUACAUCAGAAGCUGUUUGUGAUGUAGCAUCAGACAUCAUCCAAUUCUCUAGUGUCAAAGUUUAGCCGUUUUGGGGGGGCGGCUGUAAUGUGCAAUGAUGUGUUUUCUUUUUCUCGAUGCUUAACAUGACUAACGAUUGCAAAAAAUAAUGCUGAGGAGCACUACUUCGCAUUGUUCGUAGUUGGGUUUUUGGAUCCCGAUCAUAAAUCACGGACCCGGUUUGUUAACGCUUAACUUCCGCGCUUUGGGGUUUUGUGUGUUUCGUGUAUUUUUGUUCUUUCCUUUUUUUUUUUUUUUAAAUAAGGAAAAGCGCUUACAAUCUGCUCAAGCAACUGUUUUUCAGAUAUUGGAAUUCAGCAAUGAAUGACCUCCUCCGGCCAUUCUAAAAUGUUACCGUUGUGUCCUAAAUCUGGUGGCGAGAAGCAUGCGCUGUCGAACUAAGCUGCUCACAGGACACUCAUCUGUGUCCCCAGGAGAUUAUUUGUCAGGCACUGUUUAUUUUUUGUUUGUUUGUUUGUUUGUUUUGGGUUUUUUUUUUACUGCUAUUGGCGAUAACAUGAAAUGUGAUACAGCCAUUGUCCAUAACUUAAUGUGAAAUUAAUCAUGAUGAAUUCUAUAGCAUGCUACUGAAAUGCCAAAUUCAGCUCUUUUCUUCUCUUUGGAAACGGAAGUUUCAGAUUUCCAUAGCAGAUGUAUAUAUUCAAAGUGGAAUUAUGCACAAUCCUUUCUAUCACUGACAGUAAUCCUCAGUCAUCAUAAACAAUCAGUGCUCACAGUGCUGCUUACAGGUCACUUAGCUGGCACAUAUCGACAACAUGUACCCACACAAGACUGACCAAAAAUUUUCUUUGCACAUUUUUCGUUUCUCAUAGUGUUUUCUAUAUUGCCGUAAGCAGAGAAAGCAGAGGUUAAUAUACCUAUAUUUUUUUCCUGUUAGGCUUUUAGAACUUAUUUUCCAUGGUUUUUCUGAUGAUAGGUUAAACAGUUAAUUAUUCAAAGGUUAAAAAAAUUGUGUUUCUAUGCAUUAAUGUGAUUGAACAACAGCAAGAACAAAAGAGUGCAAUAUGUUAAAAAAAAAAAAAACUCAGCUAAACUUUCCCCCUGUUAUGUCACUGCAGAAGUGUCCUUUGAAAACAGAGCCAUAAAGAAAUUGUGUUCAGAUUUCUUUAUUGCACAAGGCUUUUUGCCUUCCUGGGGUUGAACAAUGUUCCUUUCGCAAUGCCAAAGCAUCCCCUUCCCCAGAAAAAUCUCUUUGGACGACUGGUUUAAAAAAGAUAGCAAGUCUUAAGGGAGGGAAAAUAAUACCCCAAAAGUCACAUUUUUGCAUUGGUUUCUGUUGCUGGAUUAGACGACCUUCACAGAGCACAACAUUAUGUGUUUAUAGCUUUAAUUUGUAUUAUGUUACUGACCCAGUGAAGUGCCUGAAGAGACGCUUACAGCUCUCCAGUAGGACACGGCUGCACUGCUUAAACACUUUUGGGUUAAUUAAGGAUGACUUGAAUUUUACACAAACAUGCUAAUUUUUUUUAAAAAACAGAUCCAUUUUCUCCUAGUGAAUGAUAGAGUUAAAUUGUCCCAUUAGAGUUCCCACAAAGAUUUCGUUUUAGACUUACCUGUUAGAUAGGACUGACUUCUUUUUUCUCUCAAGAAAGAAUCGUGGACUAGUGUUUUGUUAAAUCAUUUCUCCCUUCCACGCAUCACCCUUUUCUGGUACAAUCCACUAGGUUGCUUUCUUUUAGGUUUUGUUCCAGAUAAGAGACUUAGAAAGAUGACUGUAAGCCUAUGAAGAUAAGUUGGUUCUGCAUUUUUAGAUUCUAGGACCUUGGUUGCAAUCUUCCAUGUGAGGAAAAAAAAAUGACCAAUAUUUUUUAAGGCAGGGUGGUUUAUUUAAAGAGAUUACUCAAAGAACUUGUGCCAGAUCUAUUCUGUUUUGUUUAUUGCAUAAACCAUGUGUUGAUUUUAUUUCAUAUGACUUUAUAUAGACAUGUAUUUACUACAGAGAAGGUAUUCAGGGGAAUGGCAAAUACAAACAGCUACAUGCCAUGUCCAUUUCACUUCCCUGAUUUUAGAACUUUCAAAUUGAGGAUAGCCUUUAUUCCUGACUUUUUUUUUAGCUAGAAUUCUUUCUGUUAAUAGCCCUAUGUUUUUGCGCAGGUGACCCGUAUGACAGGAUGAAAAAUGACCUUUGUGUAAUGAAAAGGAGGAGAAAUUCUCGCGGAACACCCGAUGAGCUUGAGACCAAAAGGGGAAACAAAGUUUAAGUAGUUAAAAUGGCCACUUAGUUUUUGUUCUUGUGUUUUUUCCCCCAGAAACGUUAAGUCGUUGGAGUCUGGGUUAUGGGAUUCUUAGUGCCUUUACUGGAUCUCUUUCUUAGCAAGGUUUCUUUUUAGCUCAGCAUAGACCUAUCUCAUUGCUAACCAGGAAAAUCAGUCGACUUGGAACUCUAAACAAAAACAAAACAAUCUAUCUAUGAACCUCACUGACUCAGCCUAGAAAAACUGACUUCCGAAGGUGCCAAGGCACCUCCCGAGAGGCAGCGUGCACGGCUCUGCAGGUUGUGAAUACUAUCUCACGGCGCGGUUGCUGUGCGCUUCAUCUCGUGCGCGCUUGAAAUUCUGAUGCGGUUUUCCAGGGUGGUAUUUUUUUCAGAGUAAUGAAUUUACUAUGUAGUCAUUUAUAGUGUAGCUUUUUUAUAUGCAAAUGUGAUAUUUUUAAAAGUGAUAUCUGGUUCAAUUGGUACAAUGAGCUGAAUAGAGGCGAUUAUACGCUCUGCUCACCCACACCUCAAGCUCACGUUGUGCCAAACUUACAUGUGCGAGUGUCGGUGAGCAAAAGCACACGCGAAUGUCAAGUCUCUGACUUCGUUGCUUAUUAUUUUAAAAUUAGUCCAAUAACCCACCGAUGUACAUGCUUGAGCGAUGUCUGUGUACUUUUGAAUUUUGAGUUUUCCCACUUCGGCUGUAAUUCUUACUUUCUCAGAUCACCUUAAGAAACAUCUAAAUGCUCUCUCAUCUAAAAGUACAUCUUUAACUCUGUCCCUUGACUGUGGGAGGGGCCAGGCAGCCGCCUGGACUUCGGAUCGGGCCUCCUCAGACAGACUGGUGUCAAUUAGAGGAAACAGGACUUUGAGAUGGGACCACUUACUACUUUCUUAACCUUUUUGAGUUAAGCGUAUUGUGUCAGACUCAGGAAGAAUCUUGGUCCCAUUUGGGGUACUUUUUAAAUAUAAGGUGGCCAAUGUGGAAUCUGGGGCAUGGCCUUGGCCUGUAAUUAUGGCUUGAAACCCAAAUAAGAAAGACAGAGCAACAUGGGGCUCUCUUAGAACAGAAAAUUCAAUGUAAGCUUUAUAUCAAAAUCAUGUAUGAACCAGAGCCUCUAUUUCAUUUGUGUUAUAAAAUCCCUGAAAGAUUUUAAAUGCUCCUAAAAACUAAUGAACGUUAGUCCUGAGCAACACUUUUUCCCACCUUAUAGUUUUUAAAUCCAAAAUCUUAGAUUUUUAUGCCGCAGCAAAAUGAAAUUACCAGCAAUUAAAGAUCUAUGCUUAAAAAUAGUCCCCCGCUUUCAUGCAGAGUGCAUGCAUACAUGAUGGUGAGAUUCUUUAACACUCUAGGAGCAAUUCGUCAGGGACAAAAAUAAAUGACAGUGCAUGUUAUAAAAAUGAUUUGCACUGUGCUAGUAAACUGAGGUUUUUGUUUUGUUUCUGUUGUGUUUGAGAGACGAUUCUAAAUCCUGCCUCUGGAAAGCAAGACCUUAAACUCUUCUCUUUAUCAUAAAUGGGACUUUUUCCUCUUUUAUGCAAACAGACGGUCUUGCGUGGAGUAAAAAUUAUGCAACAAUAAUGUUAUGUAAAUAGUAUAUGAAAUUUUCUAAGUAGUAUAAUUCAACAGCAAACUGAGAGACAUGUGGCUCCUCUAUUCAGAUUGAGUUUUAAGUUGCCUAAUUUUUUUAGUCGGAACCUACUCUAGGUGGCCAUCAUCGUAAACUAUGUUUUCCUAGUAUGCCCCUCUGGAGACUGAGAAUCAAAUUCAGCAGUCUUUCCUUAAAACAGUACUGUAACGUGAAUGUAUUCGUCUCAGUCAACAGAACUUCAGUGCCCCCUGUACGUGGAGCUUACUUCCAUGCCAAUGUGGCUCAGGUGAGACCUAGAACAAGAAUAGCUGGGGUGAAAUGGAUCGUGGAGGUGGAGGUUAAGUGUCAAGGCAGGGCCCCGUGAGGAGGGAAAAGCUUUUCCCCAGAACACGUGGACCAGAAUUCUCAGAGCGUGGCUGCCCUCAGCAUCACACACCUAAUCUAAAGGAGCUCUUCCGGUUGCGGGAGCUCCUGCCUACAUUGAGCCCGCCCUUUCCCACCUGCUUUCUCUUCCUCCAAGUGCCUCGACCUCUACCAUGCUCUCUCUCCUCCCCUCAGCCCAUCUUGGUCCGAAGGCCUUUUCACAAUCCAAACCAAACAUCACCAGCCACCUGCUGAUAGUCACCAGCAUUUACUUUUCCAAGUUGCUUUUUCCUUCAUUCAUUAAGAAUACGACUUUGCCCCCACUCCCUGUGAAUCCCAUGAUCACCCAGCUAUAUUUUGGCUAACCUCUGCCCUAGACACCCCACCAGGUAUUAUGCAACACCCCCUGUGAUCUCGUCCACCCCAUACUGUCCUGCCCUUUCCCAGCUGCCAAAAUACUUGCUCUCCUCUACCUCAUCCCCAAAGAGCCUAUAAAUUCAGAGUAUCCAACCUUUUCAUGGAUUCACCUCUGUUGUUCAGUAAUACUACUUCCAUAUUUUAAAUAAAUCAUAGAAGAUAUUUGCCUUCUAUCGAAGUAAGAAUCUUUAUAUUUAUACAUGAUACAGAAAUUGAACUAUUUCUACCAUGCAGAAUUUAGCAUUUAGCAGGAUUUUAAAGUGAUCGAAUUGCCAUCCUAACCUGGAUCUAUAUUAGGUUAUAGACACCUGCAUUAGUCCAAGUUAUUUGAAUGUGAAGUUGAAAUUCUCCGACAGUCCGGAGGGAUCUGUAACCUGGCAGUGGCACAGGAAGUUUCCGGCAGACACUCUUUCGACUGAUGUCAUUCGGUCCUUGAAACACAUUUCCAACAGAAGGACAUGUAAAGGGUGUUUAGGUGGUCCUGUUGGAUCACAGGAGCCCAUUUGAUUUUUAAUGUAGAUAAAAGGCCACAAAAUUGGCGACAUGAGGGUUUGAGCAGGCUUUCCCGGGUUAGAUGGAGCUUCAAAGCCCCAUUCCCAGCCUGUUCUCACGGGGGUCACGUGCCCGGGGGAUGAGAAGGGAACGGGCUGACGCUGGGGUCUCUGUUCCCCUGGCUGCACUUCCGGGGUGUCUGGACAGCAUCGUUAAGGAACAGGAAGAGGAGGAAGGAACACGGAGGAGGAGGAAGCGACCACACUUCCUCUCUAGCCAGUGCCUACUUGGUGUGGCUCAUGGAUGAAAACUGUCAGGUUUCCGUGGUGGCGCGCGUGUAUCUGUAGGUGGUUGCCUGACCCGAAGACAAACCACCCUAUUUGAAAAAACACAUUAUUAUGAUCUUUGGAUGACUUCCACGCCCAUUCCUGAACCACCCAACCUGACAGCAGAGUCUAGUAAAUGCCUUUAAGGGCCCAGGAGUAGACAGAUGCCUAGUUAAGAAAUGAGACUUUAAUAAUGGAGACUGAUGGGAAUGGUUUUUAUUAAAUCAUAUGUCAUGAAGUGUUCAUUCUAGCUUUAAAUUAAUUAUGACUGCACCACCAUGAAGUACAGAGUUGGAAAAGAAGAAAUAUAGGGGUGGGGGGGAUGAAUAUCUGAUUCUUUUCAGUGCUUGUGGAAAUCUUUGAAGUAAUGACGUGCAUACUAUAAAACAGCCACUAGAACAAACACCCCGUUUUGCAGCUCAUAGGACAACAUCCAACGUUAGUAAGUCUAAAUAUGAUAAAUAUAAUUUUGGUAUAUAAAUUUGCUGGUACAGUCUAUUUUCUUGCACCCCUCAAUUUAACCUCUUAGAAAGUGAAUGUAUAAUUUUAACAGAAUAUCAAAGGGAGAGACACUCUCUCAUCUUUAAUGCUAAAAUACUGUUUAUGAAUCCUGAUGAGCAGAGUGUAUGCAUUACGACACUUACUGAACGAAACUAAUUAUACAUCUCUGUCUUAAAUUAAUCAGCCUUUACAAAUUUUCACCUGACUCUUAAAUCUGAUAAGGAAGGAUCAAAGAGUGGGAUAAAAGGAAACGGAUCCUUGGAUAGCCGAGAAGUUUCCUUUGUCAUGUUGAGACGUUUCUUCUUUCUGAAUUUCACUGGCUCUCCAAAAUAAAAAGUAAGAGUUAAAUGGUACCCUUGUUCAUCAAGGAAACAAAUCCAAGCUCUGCCUCCAGUGCAGAUAUUUCUUUCACAUCCGUAUAUCGUCCCCGGAAAGAAAAUACAAUUUUUUCCCUUCCUCUUUCUCUUCACAUUUACUCUUUUCAAUCCGAAAUCAGAUAGACAUGGAAAACAAACCAACCACAAGCCAGCCUGGCAUCUUCUCCAUACGAAUGGAAGAGUCACGGCCACAUGCACAGUUGGAGCAAGGUUACAAAGAACCCAGUCAGGUCAGCUUGGAACAUGGCCUUGCUACUUGGAUUAGCUCCUUCAAACCUGAAAAUAACUUUUCCUGGUCAUGGAAGAACUGGAUGUAUCCUUUAGCUUAUGAAAUAGGAUUUGAACUUGAAAUCUCUUUUUACAAAAAAGAAAAAAAUCCUGAUUUUGCAGGGCAGCUACAUCAUGAAUGUAUAUAUUAAGACUCUGUAGCUGAAUUGCACAUGAAAUCAGAUUGCCAACUUCUUAUCUUUCAAUUUUAGACAUCAUUUUAUCCUUAAGUUGUGAGUGAUAUAUGUAGCAUGCUGUGAAAAGUCUGUUAGAGUUCUUUAAUUCAUCAGUAUUAAUACAGAAUCGUCUUUUGCGUUCCUUGGUACUUUUUAUUCAAUGUAAUCAGAAGCUGUGAUGUUUUCGCCUUUGUAGUCCUGUGCUUUGUUACUGUAAUUUUUUUUUUUUUACGAAGCACGUGUCUUUGGACUAACGUGAGGCAGACGACGUGAUCUUUAAGACUGCUCUAUAUACAGUCUCUUACUCUAUGAGGUUUUCAAUUAGAAUAAGCUUUUAUCAAAUAGAUCAUUGAUGCAAUUUAGGAUCCACACAAUUUUCAGCGUCGAAUGGCGGUCUUACAUUUAUAGUUUCAAUUCUGAAAAUAGCAAACUUGAUAAACAGCCACUUUAAACUCGUUCUGGCGAAUCAGACCCUGUAGAUGUAGUCUAAGGUAGUUAACCAUAUAAGCCUUUUCAGCUAUUAUGCCCUCCACACGAGUCAGCAGUUAAGGAGAAUAUAGAACCCAUGGAAGCUUUUUGUAUGUAUAACUAGGUUUUAUUUUUCUUAUGUUGCUGAUUUUACAACUCUGACUAAAGCUGACCUGAACGGAUCAGUUUAUGUGUAAUAUUCUAGUGCUUUCAUGCCUUUUUUUUUUUUUGGAGGGAUGGAUAAUAUUAUUUGAACAGAUGCAGAAGGAACUGUUAGUGAGUCAAGCCAAACACAUUUGAAAUAAAGGAACUGUGUAUUAACAUGUUAACAAUUCAUAACUGCACUUUUUAUGACAUUUUGAAAAUCUAUUUAUAGGUACAGAACAAUGGGUUUUGUUAAACUGUAUCACAUUUAUACUUGCAGAAAUUUAUUUCAUUGUUAUUAGUAGGAAUUUUAUUGGUUCAAUAAAAUUGGCAAAACCGAACACUGA